Labrus mixtus (cuckoo wrasse) is the source of this 1738-nucleotide messenger RNA. RefSeq names its product ARV1 homolog, fatty acid homeostasis modulator (gene arv1). NCBI's taxonomy places the organism in Eukaryota, Metazoa, Chordata, Actinopteri, Labriformes, Labridae. Gene Ontology annotation, cellular component: cortical endoplasmic reticulum; Golgi apparatus. The record is from RefSeq and is a predicted model, not a curated record. Gene Ontology annotation, biological process: sphingolipid metabolic process; intracellular sterol transport; regulation of plasma membrane sterol distribution.
AAAGUGUGACACGAAUUCUCAAAUAUCCCUUUGAAAGUGGUAAAUGACAGGGCAAUUUAAAAGCAGUUGCUUUCACAAAACAUACAACCUGAAAUAGUUUGGAAAUGCCAAUCCAGAAAUUGACGUUUGUGUACAUUUAUUUUGAAGGCAGAUACUACGUCACUGUUUUACUUCCGCUGUCAUUUCCUCAAACGCUAACCUGUGGUAGCGUUUCACAGGGCGAAGAAUGGGUGAAGAUGACUUUAGGUGUAUUGAGUGUAACGAAAAAGCAUCAGAGUUACACAGAGACUACAGCAACGGCAUCCUGAAGACAACGAUAUGUGGGUCGUGCCAGAAACCAGUGGACAAGUACAUUGAAUAUGACCCAGUUAUUAUCCUAAUUGAUGCCAUAUUGUGCAAGACGCAGGCUUUCAGACACAUUCUGUUCAACACAAACCUGAAUAUCCACUGGAAGCUGUGUGUGUUCUGCCUGCUGUGUGAGGCGUACCUCCGGUGGUCUCUUCUCCAUGGCUCCGAGCAGAGCAGCGACCCUGCUGACAUCAUCAGGUACACCAAGGAGUGGGACUUCUACAACAUGUUUGGAUUGGCCGCCCUCGAGCUGUCGGCGUUCUGCGGCGGCGUGUUGUGCUUCCUCUGGGUGGUGGUGGGUCGUCUCCAGGGAGGGACGGUGGAGCUCAGCCUGCUGCUCAGAGCCCUGCUGCUGUCCUGCUACGGAAAAGUCCUCCUCAUCCCGGCUGUGAUCUGGGAGCACGACUACUCCCCGCUCUGCCUCGGCCUCAUCAAGCUGUUUGUGCUCACGUCAAACUCGCAGGCUAUCAGAGUGAUUCUGAACAGCAGCAGACGCCUCUCGUUGAUGGCCGUGUGUCUGGGCCUGCUGUCAGAGAACUGCGUGGCUCAGGCCUGUAAGAAGCUUCCAUGGAGCAUCCAGGACGUGUUUACUGUUUGAAUGAAGACCUCGUCAACCUGAGACAAACGUCAGGUUUAUUAAACAACCUGUCAACCUGUACCAAAAGGGAAAGCAGCAUAUCUGGUUAGAAGAGGAAAAGAAAGCGUUUUUUAAUAUCUAUUUUUCAAAUUCUCAAAAAGAGGGAAAUUGUAUUAUAAGAGAUGUUAUUGUUACAAUUAUUCUCUUCUUUUCAAAGAGAAAAUACCAUUUGUCUUCAUUUUGGAAGAAUGUCAAGGAGCUGAUCUUGUUUCAAGUUUUAAAUGGACCUCCAGCUCUCUAGUUACAAAAAGGGACCACAGAGGAGCGACAGCACGGGAACGAGGUUGCAAUUUAACAAGAACUACUUCUCUGUUUAGACAGGAACUGGCAAACACUCUUCACAUUCUUCAGCUGAUUGGUGAAGUGCUUACACUAACUCUCACGCACAGGAGGAAGUUAUCAAGAUACCAAAGGAGUACUUCAUUAAGAUUUUUAAGUUUGGGUGGUGGGGGGCUUUUUGUGCCUUUUUAUUGAGAGAGAGGACAGUAGAUCAGGAAAUCAGAGAGAGAGAGAGAGAGAGAGAGAGAGCCCAGCCAACCCCACUCCAGGAGUAUUUUAUUGUAGACAUUUUUAUAAUUGUGUGAAAUGCCUUCCCUUCUUUCCUUCUCAUUCAUAGGAUUUGAAAUGAAUGGAUUUUGAAAGCUACUGUUUGAAAUGAUUGACAUAUUUAUUAAAUAAAAAGUAUAAUGAAGUAUCAUGUGGGCAGUGUCAUUUCAAACCUCACGCAGAAAGGAAGAUGUUUGGCUCAAGCCG